GUAUUACCUGAAAAAGUAAAUCCAUAAUUUCCUGGUUUUACUUGGAAGCACAAUCGUCACUUGGAUUGUGCUAAAAACAUAUUCUUCUUGAGAAUACACGAAUUUGUCAUCAUCAGAGACUGCACUCUGGGACAAGUUAUCCGAACUAGGGACGCAGUUCUCUGGAUUACGGCAAGAAAUGGCUGAUAACGUCUAUUUGGAAGUUUCAUUUGCGAUUAUCGCUGUCCUUGCAAUCUGCUCCAAUGCGACCUUCUGCAUCGUGCUACUUCGGGACAAAAGACUGCUGAACACGGCGUGCAAUGUGCUGCUCUUCAGCCUGGCUUUAACAGAUAUGUGCACAGGCCUUAGUUUGUUCUUCACGCCAGCCUACGUGGUCGCCCCUCAGUACUUCACGGUUCCACUUGGCGUGAUCGGGGACUUUUUCUGCCGCAUCAUCUUCUCCCAGUGCCUUGUCUUCACACUCGGCAUCAUUUCCGUAUAUACACUCACCUUUAUGGCUGUUGAGCGCUGGUACGCCGUGACAAGACCUCACCAGUACAAAGCGAUGUUCGCAAAAAACCGAAAGUACCUCUACGUGGCGAUGGUAUGGCUGUGGUCAUGUCUCCUCAACGCACCGCAUGCCCUAGAGAUGGAGCUGACUACCCACAAUGCAUCAGAGCCCACUUGUGAGUGGGUGACGGCAAUAACCAAUAAGAAUACCCGUCUGGUGGUCGCCGUGGGGGAGUUCCUGUUAAAGUUCCUCCUCCCCGUGUUGGUCACGUGCGCUACCUUUAUCAGCCUCCAGAUGACUGUCCACAAACCCGGAUGUCAGUUCCUGAGGCGCAACGGCAAGGCUGGCAUGCGUCUACUGCGCAUGUGCACAUUCACGGCCUUUGCGCUUGCGGCUUGCUGGGCUCCUAACCAACUAUACUACAUUCUGUUUAAAUUCGGUCACUCCCAGCUAAACGUCCCCGCGCAUCACGUGACCGUGAUACUCUGCAUGUUUAACAGCUGUAUAAAUCCGUGGAUCUAUUGCGCGACUAACAGAACUUACAGAAAGAAGUUCACGGCUCUUGCUCGCGCCAUUUGCUUCCGCGGACCGCAGGUGAACUGUGACGUCACAACAUCCGGGUCCCCGAUGGAAGGCUCGACGGGGACUGGUGUCCAAAAUAAGCCGGAAACAAUUUCAACCACAGAUAGACCGCUAAGCAGUAAAAUGCAACAGAACAUUCAGUAUGGCUCUGUCAUUACAGUCUUGGAACCCGAAAAGCGUCACGUGCCAGCUGGUGCUGAAAGUUUGGAGCUUGAGAUUCCUGGUGUCACUUCCGCCGGAAAUAACACGACCGCGAGCUUUGUGAACGAUGCUGAUGGGACUGAGUUACAGAGUAUUGAAAGUCCGAGUCCGACGAUCGAAGAAACGCGUACUUGAAGACUUCACGUGGAAAACAAUUCAGCGUCUAUAGAUUAGGGCGAAAUCAUAGUUGUGUUGAAGUGUGAGUGCUGAAAAACUGCAAAAUAGAUAACAGAAUUACAAUAAAAAAGAAGACAAAUGAAAA
Nematostella vectensis (starlet sea anemone) is the source of this 1535-nucleotide messenger RNA. Its product is annotated as allatostatin-A receptor. Gene Ontology annotation, molecular function: G protein-coupled receptor activity. Lineage: Eukaryota; Metazoa; Cnidaria; Anthozoa; Actiniaria; Edwardsiidae. Gene Ontology annotation, cellular component: membrane. Gene Ontology annotation, biological process: G protein-coupled receptor signaling pathway. The transcript has 3 exons. The record is from RefSeq and is a predicted model, not a curated record. The coding region runs from base 179 to 1408 and encodes 409 amino acids.